Molecule: messenger RNA, 1229 nt
Organism: Phialemonium atrogriseum
Lineage: Eukaryota; Fungi; Ascomycota; Sordariomycetes; Cephalothecales; Cephalothecaceae
Exons: 3
Coding region: 9-1229 (406 amino acids)
Source: RefSeq, a predicted model, not a curated record
AUCGAAACAUGGAGCUAACAAUAUGCUUUGCCUCUUCCAUACUGCUCCUUCUCUCCUUGUCCUCUGUCACCUCCGCCUUGCAGCUCCCCUUCUCCCUCUACAUUCUCAACCCAUGCACCCCUGGAUCCGUGACAAUCGGGGCCCGCCUCGAGCACCAUCCGAACCCCCACGACCUGUUCUGCAGCAUCACCGACACGCCAGCCUACCCGCCGGACCUCUUCCACAAGCUAAAUAUCGACAACCAAAAAGCCAGCAUCAGCCGACGGGGGUGGGCCAACGCCGUCGCGAGGUUAAAGGAAAUCUGUGCCUGCCCUGCCGCGCUUGCCGGGGCCGAGGAGCUCGACGUAGAUAUAUUCGUGUAUUGUGACAGAACUUACGACAAUCCUGAGCCCGCUGCACCGCCGACCAAACUCCCCAGGCUCUUCGCCGAUGUCCUAGGCAGCAUGCCGAAGCUGAAAAGGCUCACAUGGGGGAUAUCACGAGGCGAAACCCUCGCGUUCAAGCCUGUCUUCCUGGAGCGUAACCUCACUUUACCGGAAUUACGGUACCUCAAGGUCGAUAGAUAUAGCGAGUACCUGGUUGACCUGGCAUUGGGGCUGGAGCAACUCGUCUCGGCCGGGCGUACUUGGAUUAAGAUGCGCGAUUCGGAAGCGCAACCUGACGCCAGGUUGCUAUUUAUUGAGGCCGCCGGACGGACAAAGAAUCUGACAGGGCUGGUGCUGGACGCCGAGGUAGACGCCAUUCGCGCCAACGUUCCCAACAUCUCCAGCCUCAGCCUCCCAGGUGAGAUCUCCCAAAGGUGGCGGACCAGAGACAGAUUUCCUCCUCCACUUCAAUCCGGCGAGGCGCUCAGGGAGCUGAUCAACAUACUCACCGCCCUUCCCAAUCUCCGCAAGCUUUCCCUCCCCAGUGCCCUCCACCUAGACCUCGGCAUGAACGGCGGCUACUCCGGCAGCGCCUUGGGAAGACCUCUAGGGCGGGAGGACAUAGUGGAAGACGCCGAGGCAACGGCCCUAGCGGGGGAGAUUGUAAUAGGGUUGCUGCCGCAGCUGACUAUUGGCGUGCAAUCUGCAAAUAUUACAAGGGAUAACAACGACGGUAGUGGUGCUGCCUCCUUGACGUGGCCGUGGACGGGGAGCAUGGAUGAUUAUGCUAAUAUGAAUACGGAGGAGGAGUGUUCGGAUCCCUGGGAGACUGGGUACCUUCCAGAUAUGCACUGGGUGAAUUAA